AUGGCGGAGAUCAAGAUCGAUAGCAAGCUCUUCCAAGAGCGCAUCUCGCAUUUUGUCACUUCUUGGAAGAAUGACCUUCGAUCCAACGAUGGCCUUUUUGGCGGCGCCAACUCCCUCGUCGUCAUGAUGGGCAAGGUCAACGAGGUCCCCGAAUUCCACAAAAACAACGCCGUUCACUUUUGGCUGUUGGGCUACGAAUUCCCUACCACUUUGAUGCUUUUCACACUGGAUAAGCUCUACGUGCUCACAACCCCCAAGAAAGCCAAGCAUCUCGAACAGCUCCAAGGCGGUCGAUUCCCAAUUGAAAUUCUUUCUCGAGGCAAAGAUGCUGAUGAAAAUGAAAAGCUCUGGGAAACCCUUACCAGCAAGAUUAAGGCUGCAGGAAACAAAAUCGGAACGAUCGCUAAGGAUACAUCACGCGGUCCAUUUGUGGACGAGUGGAAGAAGGUCUUCGCUGAAAGUUGCAAGGAUGUUGAAGAAGUUGACGUGUCGCUGGCUCUCUCUACCUACGCAUUUGCUGUCAAGGAUGAGAACGAGCUACGCGCUAUGCGCGCUGCUUCCAAGGCAUGUGUUGCUCUCAUGACACCAUACUUCCUCGACGAAAUGUCCAAUAUCCUUGAUGCUGAAAAGAAGGUGAAGCACUCUUCUCUUGCUGACAAGGUUGACAAGAAGAUCGACGACGACAAAUUUUGGAAAACAGUUCAACUCCCAGGAAAGAGCAAACUGCCCUCUGACUUGGACCCCCAACAGCUUGAUUGGAUCAUGGGCCCUGCUAUUCAGAGUGGUGGUAAAUUCGAUCUACGAUUUGCAGCCGAAGCCAAUGACGACAUCCUCCAUCCCGGAAUUAUCAUUGCCGCCAUGGGCCUGCGUUACAAGUCGUACUGCUCGUCGAUUGCCCGUACAUACCUCGUCGAUCCCAACCAGGCGCAAGAGAACAACUACAAGUUACUCGUGCAGAUUCACAACACCGUUAUCAAGAAUCUCGUUGACGGUGCCGCUGUCAACAGUGUUUACAACUCUGCCAUGGCUAUUAUCAAGAGCAAGGCUCCCAACAUGGAGAAGCAUUUCCUCAAAAAUGUGGGUUGGGGUGUUGGUCUAGAGAACCGCGAUGCCACAUUGGUUCUCAACGGCAAGAACACACGCACACUGAAAGAUGGCAUGACAUUCAUCAUCCACACUGGCUUCCAGGAUAUCGACAAUUCCCAACCGCAAGACAAGCUCAGCAAGACAUACUCUCUCGUUCUCAACGACACGGUUAGAGUCACCACCACUGCCCCUGUUGUCUUCACUGCCGAGGCACCAACCAGCGCCGAUGCCAAUUCUUUCUUCUUUAAGGAUGAUGAGGAAGAGCAGCCCGCACCCAAGAAGGAGAAGAAGGAUCCUCGCGUUGGAGCUGUGGCCACCACAAAUAUCACGAGCACCAGACUCCGCUCAGAGCGUUCCACCCAGGUCGAUGAAGAUGCCGAGCAAAAGCGUCGUCAGCAUCAGAAAGAACUGGCUGCUAAGAAGCAGAAGGAAGGCCUUGCUCGCUUCGCAGAGUCUACCAGCGGACAAAACGGGAAUGAGGUCAAGAAGUUCAAGCGCUUUGAAUCCUAUAAGCGUGAAGAUCAACUUCCUCCGCGAAUCAAGAACAUGGAAAUCGUUGUGGAUUCAAAGAAUGCCACCGUGGUUCUGCCUAUCCUUGGUCGACCAGUGCCUUUCCAUAUCAAUACCAUCAAGAACGCCAGCAAGAGUGACGAAGGCGACUAUGCAUUCCUUCGUAUUAACUUUUUGUCGCCGGGUCAAGGUAUUGGUCGUAAAGAUGACCAGCCUUUCGAAGAUGCUACAGCACACUUUGUGCGUAGUUUGACAUUCCGUUCGUCUGAUGGUGACAGAUACAAUGAGAUAGCUACUCAGAUUUCCAACCUAAAGCGCGACCUCAACAAGAAGGAGCAGGAGAAGAAGGACAUGGAAGACGUGGUGGAACAAGACAAGCUUGUCGAAAUUCGAAACCGACGUCCCGCGGUCCUCGACAACGUAUACAUCCGACCAGCUAUGGAAGGCAAGCGAGUGCCCGGCAAACUGGAAAUUCAUCAGAACGGUAUCCGCUACCAAUCGCCGCUUAAUGCGCAGCACAGAGUGGAUAUCCUCUUCUCCAACGUCAAGCAUCUCUUCUUCCAGCCUUGCCAGCACGAACUUAUUGUCAUUAUCCACAUCCACCUUAAGGACCCCAUCAUUGUGGGCAACAAGAAGAAGACCAAGGACGUCCAAUUCUACCGCGAAGCCACGGACAUCCAGUUCGAUGAAACUGGUAACCGUAAGCGCAAGUACAGAUAUGGCGAUGAGGACGAAUUCGAGGCUGAGCAGGAGGAGCGUCGUCGCCGUGUGGAACUGGACAGACUGUUCCAAGGCUUUGCGCAGAAGAUUGCCGAAGCCGGCCGUAGCGAGGGUAUUGAAGUCGACAUGCCCAUUCGCGACCUUGGCUUCAACGGUGUUCCUUACCGCAGCAACGUUUUUGUCCAGCCUACUACCGAUUGUUUGAUCCAGGUUGUCGAGCCUCCUUUCAUGGUUAUUACCAUUGAAGAUAUCGAGGUUGCCCAUCUGGAACGUGUGCAGUAUGGUCUGAAGAACUUUGAUAUGGUUUAUGUCUUCAAGGACUUCACACGCGCACCGUUCCAGGUCAGCAAUAUUCCCGUCGAGUUCCUUGAACAGGUCAAGGACUUCCUUGACUCGUCUGAUAUUGCCUAUUCCGAGGGUCCACUGAACCUGAACUGGCCUACUAUUAUGAAGACGGUCACGGCCGAUACGCAUCAGUUCUUCGCCGAUGGUGGUUGGUCAUUCCUCCAAGCCGAAUCGGACGACGAAGGCUCUGAGGAUGACGAGGGCGAUGGCUCUGCCUUUGAAAUGGACGAUGAUGAAGUUGACGCAGCCUCCGAAUCGAGUGAAGAAGAGUCCGACUAUGGUAGCGCCAGUGACGACGACGAUGAGGAUGGCGAGGCAGAACUUGACAGCGAUGAGCAGGGCGAGGACUGGGAUGAGCUGGAAAGAAAAGCAAGCAAAAGGGACCGCGAAAGCGGACUGGAUGACGACGAGGGCAGCAAGAAGAAGCGCAAAAGGUAA
Messenger RNA from [Torrubiella] hemipterigena, 3099 nucleotides. The record is from the annotation of a GenBank genome assembly. NCBI's taxonomy places the organism in Eukaryota, Fungi, Ascomycota, Sordariomycetes, Hypocreales, Clavicipitaceae.